GGGCGAUGGAUGUGGCAUUGGAGCAAGUAUUUAAGCCAGCAUAGCUCACUAGAUAUUUAACAAGAAUUUCUCUUGUACUGUAGGCGAUUCCAUAGUCCACGUAAUCAGUCCAGACACACCUCACGAUGCGGUACCUCCUCUACAGCCUCCUGCUGGCCGCUCCCAGCCUUGCUGCCGACCUGUAUGUCUCGCCGUCCGGGUCCGACGACGCAUCAGGGGACAUCGACUCGCCGCUGAAGUCCAUUCAAGCUGCAGUCGAUGCAGCGACUGCCGGCACGACCAUCUACCUGCGCAAGGGCACCUAUUCGCCCUCGUCCAACAUCCAGAUCGGCAAGAGCGGUUCUCCGGGAUCGGCAUAUGUCGUGCGUGCCUACGAGGGCGAGAAAGUCAUCAUCGACGGGGAGGACCUCCCGGGCACCCCUGCGGAAGUCGGCGGCUCCCUGGCCAACAAGGAUCGAGGCAUCUUCCACAUCCAGGAUGCCGAGUACUGGGAGUUUUACGACCUCGAGUUCAUCAACGGCCCCUACGGCGUGUAUGCCAGAGACGCGUCGAACAACCACUACGAGCGCAUCAUCACCCGCGAGAACUAUGAGACUGGCUUCCAGCUGGAGGGCGCCUCCGCUAACAACACCGUCCUGUACCUCGAUUCGUAUCUGAACCGCGAUCCUCGCAAGAACGGCGAGAGCGCCGACGGGUUCGCCUGCAAGGAGGGCGAGGGCGAGGGCAACGUGCUGCGCGGCGCCCGACUCUGGAACAACGUCGACGACGGACUGGAUCUGUGGGAAUUCAAAUCCGGCGUAACCAUCGAGGAUACCAUUUCUUGGGGCAACGGGUAUAACAGAUGGGACUUCGAGCCCUUCGAGGGCGACGGCAACGGCUUCAAGCUGGGCGGCGGCGACGAGGCCGACAAGGCGCCGGCCAACCACGUCGUCACCAACUGCAUCGCCUUUGGCAACUCGCACGACGGAUUCACCGACAACUCGCAGCCCGGCGACUUCACCAUCAAGCGCAACACCGCCUGGAACAAUGCCGCCGUGGGCUUCCGCUCGCGCACCGCCGUGUCCACGCUGACGGGCAACAUCGCCGCCGCCAACGGUGACAAUCCCACGUCGCUGAACGACAACCAGGUGUCCGAGGGGAACUCGUGGGACGGCAGUGGUAGCUGGGGUAACGGCAGCUUCGUCAGUGUCGACGUGAGUCUGGUGCAGGGGGAUCGGAAGGCCGACGGGACCAUUGAGGCUAGUGAUUUCCUGCUGCCGGAGUCGGGAGAGGAGCUGGGGGCCACGACGGAUUGGUCGGCGUGA
Aspergillus steynii IBT 23096 is the source of this 1304-nucleotide messenger RNA. RefSeq names its product putative pectate lyase. The transcript has 5 exons. NCBI's taxonomy places the organism in Eukaryota, Fungi, Ascomycota, Eurotiomycetes, Eurotiales, Aspergillaceae. Bases 126 to 1304 code for a protein of 392 amino acids. The record is from RefSeq and is a predicted model, not a curated record.